AUGACUAAGUCUGAGGAUAGCAUUAAUAGCUUUACUAAACCUGAUAUUCACGAUGAAACUGAAAGGUCAAGUAUUUAUAAAUAUCAAUCAACAGCAGUAAUAACUGAUGAACAAGAUAUUAAUAGUGAAUUACCAUCAAAUAAUUUACAACAUGCUGUAAAAUCUUUUGGAGUUAGAAAAUCAGAAAUUAUGAAUUCUCAAUAUAAAAGUACAAUUGCAAGAAUUAUAUUUUUUAUAUGUAUAUUUUUGGAAGGUUAUGCUUAUGGAUUAGAUUUUAUUAUAAAGGGAAAUUUACAAGUUUAUGCUACAUCAUCAUAUAAUCAACAUUCAUUAUAUGCUACUAUUGGAGUUAUGCAAUCUGUUGCAAGUGCAGUUGGUCAACCAUUUUUUGCGAGAGUAUCAGAUAGAUUUGGUAGAUUAGAAUUAUAUUUAAUAUGUUUAUUAUUUCAUGUUGUUGGUACUAUUUUACAAUCUCAAGCUCAUAAUAUUCAAAUAUUUGCAGCUGGUGCUGUUAUUUAUACAGUUGGAGUAACUGGUUUAAUUACAAUUAGUUUAAUUCUUAUGGCUGAUAUGAGUAAUUUAAAUUUUAGAUUAUUUGUAAAUUAUAUUCCUGGUAUAAGUUUAAUUAUAAAUACUUGGGUAAGUGGUGAUAUUGUUUCUGCUAUAAUUACAAAUUAUUCAUGGCAAUGGGGUAUUGCAAUGUGGGCUUUUAUUACUCCAUUAGCUUGUUUACCUUUAAUUUAUUGUGUUGGAUUGUUUUGUGUGACUGUUAUAUUAGGAUUUAUCUUGGUACCAAUUACAUUAGCUGGUGGUGUUAAAUCAAAAUGGCAAGAAGCUUCAACUAUAGUUCCAUUAAUAAUUGGUAUAAUUUUCAUUCCAAUUUUUAUUAUUUGGGAAGCUAAAUUUAUUUCAACUCCUUUAUUACCAUUUGCUUUAAUGAAAGAUAGAGGUGUUUGGUCUGCUUUUUUAAUUGUUAUAUUUGUUAAUUGUAUUUAUAUGUUACCAAAUGAUUUUAUGUUUACUGUUUUAGUAGUUGGUAUGAAUGCUAGUAUAAAAGCAGCUACAAGAAUUUCUCAAUUAUAUUCAUUUGUUACAUGUAUUGUUGGUCCAAUUCUUGGUUUAAUUGUAGUUAAAGUUAGAAGAUUAAAAGCUUUUAUUAUAUUUGGUUGUUGUAUGUAUGCAAUAUCUUUAGGUAUUUUAUUUCAUUUUAGAGGUUCAAAUGAUGGGAUUGAAAGUCAAAAAUAUUUAAAUGGAGUUAUUGGUGGAUUAUGUUUAAUGGGGUUCGGAGCUGGUUUUUUCCAUUUUGCAACUCAAGUUAGUAUUGUUUCAGUUACAAGUCAUGAAUAUAUGAGUAUAUUAAUUUCAAUUCAUUUAGCAUGUUAUUAUGUUGGAGCUGCAAUUGGGAAUGCAAUUAGUGGAGCAAUUUGGUCAAAUAAAAUGCAUGAAUUAAUCUUGAGUAAUAUGGAAGAUAUGAAUAUUUCAAAUUCAACAAUAUUAGCAACUUAUGCAUAUGGUGCACCAUUUGAAUUUAUUUUAGAAAAUUUUUGGGGUACUCCAGAAAGAAUUGCAGUAGUUAGAUCAUAUGCAGAAGUUCAAAAAUAUCUUUGUAUUGCAGGUUUAGUUAUGUGUGGUCCUUUAAUUAUUUUCCCAUUUUUAUCAAGAGAUCAUAAAUUAGAAAGUGUUCAAUCAUUAGAAAUGAAUAAAGAUCAUGAAAAACAAGGUAUUAAACAAAACGGUACUGCUAUUGUUAAUGAUUAUGAUGAUGAUCCAAUUCUUGAAUUUUUUAAAAAGUUAGGUAGAAUUGUUUUUAGAAGAAUCUUGAAGAAAUAA
Messenger RNA from Lodderomyces pseudojiufengensis, 1830 nucleotides. RefSeq lists its product as uncharacterized. The coding region runs from base 1 to 1830 and encodes 609 amino acids. Gene Ontology annotation, molecular function: siderophore-iron transmembrane transporter activity. Gene Ontology annotation, biological process: intracellular iron ion homeostasis; transmembrane transport. Lineage: Eukaryota; Fungi; Ascomycota; Pichiomycetes; Serinales; Debaryomycetaceae. The transcript has 2 exons. Gene Ontology annotation, cellular component: endosome; vacuolar membrane. The record is from RefSeq and is a predicted model, not a curated record.